AUGUCCAAUCUAAUUUCAAGCACAGAUCUCAAACAGAAGGCUUUGGAUUUAAAGGUUUCUAAGAUGACAGAGUCUCACAUUGCAUAUAAUUGGAGGGUCCAUGCUAUUUUAAAUGCCCUCAAUGAAAGUCCAACUGAAGACAGCUUGCAAGCUGUUGCGUAUCGAUAUGAAAAAUGGAAUAAAAGAUGAUCAAGGAGAGAGUUUAAAUAUGAUUUCUUUAAAUGCUUAGGAGAAUCUCAGAAAGCUAAAAAAGAACUCGAAGGUGAACAAGAUGAUCCGGUAACAAAAUGACGAGCAGACGUGAUUUUGAUGAAAUAUAAAACUGUUGUCUUAUAUGCGCCUGAUGAAAAUGGCCAAGAAGUAGGGACAACAUACCUUAUUAAAGUCAUCCAAGAUCAGCUCGAAAAAAUAGGCGGUUUAAGGUGCAUUACUGUUAAAGCCAAAGAAUGGAAAGAAAUGGAUCAAUUUGCUCGAAAAGAAUAUGUUAAAAGCUUAGCCAUAGGUACAGAAGCUAAAUAA
This is a messenger RNA of Blepharisma stoltei, 519 nucleotides long. Lineage: Eukaryota; Ciliophora; Heterotrichea; Heterotrichida; Blepharismidae. The record is from the annotation of a GenBank genome assembly.